AUGUAAAAAAUAUUAAGAACCUUAAAUCCUUUAUAUAGAUUCUCAACAAAAAAAGCUCAAAGAAUUUAAAAUAAAAUUCAAGAUAUCAAAGAUCAAGAAUCCACUUCAACCUUAGAAAGUGUAGCAGAAUAGAACACAUUUACUGAUGAAUAAUUGGUUAAGAUUAUUGAAGAUAGAAGAUAAUUUAUUAGAGAAUUAACCUAAGAGACUAAAGCUCCUAAAGAGGUCAAAUAUAUAACAAUUGCUACUUUGAGUCCUUUAAUUUUAUUAUCAUCAGCUACAUUAUAUUGUUGUGUUAAUCCAGCAUAUGCAAUCUAUACAGGAUAAUUAAUGCAUGCAUCAAUAAAAUAUGCAUCCAUCAAUUUGGCAUUUUAAGUAUAAAUCAAUUCAUAUUUAUUAAUAGUCUGGGAUUCAUUGGGGAUUUGCAAUGUCUUAACAUGAAACUUAAUUAGAUUGGCUUAAUAGUUCAUCUGAAGCUCGAACUACCUUUUUUUUAGCUUCUAUACCUAUUAUAGGUGCCAUCUUAAUUUCAUAAUAUUUUUUAUAUGGAAAUGAUGAUAAUAUUUAAUCCAUUUCAGCUAUUAUUGGAAUAGUUGUCAUGAAUUUAAGUAUAUAAAAUUAAUAAAUUAUUAGUGGUUUCUGGUUUAGAUAUUAGAGCAAGAAGUUAUGCACCUGGAUGGUUUUUGAAAAAUAAAAUGUUUUAUUCUUUUGGUUUUCAUGCAGCAUUAAUACCAUUAGUAUACUGUCUAUUUCUUUAUGGAGACAAUUUCAAAAAUAAGGUAAGUAUUUAUAGAGUAUAAUGAU
Paramecium pentaurelia is the source of this 804-nucleotide messenger RNA. Lineage: Eukaryota; Ciliophora; Oligohymenophorea; Peniculida; Parameciidae. The record is from the annotation of a GenBank genome assembly.